AUGGCAGCACAGAACUCAUGGCCUAUCUUCCAGCUAGAUGUGAAGUUUGCGUUUUUACAUGAAGUAGCACAAUCUAGUGUCGGAAUAUUUAUUUCACAGAAGAAAUAUGUUCAAGAGAUCUUAGACAGGUUUGAGAUGAAAGAUUGCAAUUCAGUUUAUACACCAAUUGAAAUUGGUUUGAAACUAAUAAAGAAUUUUGAAGAGAAGAAGGUUGAUCAAACUCUUUACAAACAGAUUGUAGGAAGUCUGAUGUAUUUGACAGCGACUAGGCCAUACAUACAACAUGCAAUUGUCACUCUGUCAACCACCGAAGUUGAGUUUAUUGCAGCAACCGCCUGCAGUUGUCAAGCUAUUUGGUUGAGGAGGAUACUUGAAGAAUUACGUGGUUUGAAAGAUGGUCAAACUCCUGUUUAUUGUGAUAACAGUUCAGCAAUCAAGUUGUCCAAGAAUCCAGUUUUACAUGGCAGAAGAAAACACAUUGAUCUUCUCUACCAUUUCCUAUAUAACCUCACAAAGGAUGGAAUAAUUGAUCUAAUCUACUGCAUAAGUGAAGAUCAGGUAGCUGAUAUUCUAACCAAGCCUCUCAAAUUACCGGUGUUCUCGAAGCUAAGGAGAUUGUUAGGAGUUUGCUCUGUGAAAAAUAUUGCUUGA
This is a messenger RNA of Prunus armeniaca (apricot), 651 nucleotides long. Lineage: Eukaryota; Viridiplantae; Streptophyta; Magnoliopsida; Rosales; Rosaceae. The record is from the annotation of a GenBank genome assembly.